AUGGAGCGAAAAAAUAUAUUUCAUUUCAUGUUAUUAAUUUGUCUUUGCGAAUUUAAAUAUGCCGACUGCAUCAAACCAGCAUCUCUAGAGAAUACUUUCAAUAAAGGAGUGAUGGCCUACUCUACAGAGAGAUGGUCGUUGUGCAUUGAAAAAUUUGAAGAAGCUUUGCAUCUCUACAAACUAUACAAGUCAAUUCUAGUUAACUGUAGAUUGAAAUGUAACACUGAAACUUAUGAAUGCCAAAUCAAAGACGAUAUUGCUGAUCUGAAGAUUUAUGAAAAAUAUUUCAAUAAAAGGAACUGUCUUAACAUUUGUCAGGAUAAAGAAUUUAAAAAUUUGAAUCUUAACAGAAGCCUUGAAGAUUCUGUACUCCAUGAUAUGCAGGCCAAGAAACCUUACGAAUAUCUUCAUAUAUGCUAUUUUCAACAAAGGAUGUUCCAGAAAGCUGCUUCGGCUGCCUACACAUACUUAGUUGCCAACCCUAAUGAUGACACCAUGCAAGAUAAUAUGCACUAUUAUAUAGCACAGCCAGAAAUAGACCCUAAGGAGAUAGUUGAUAUGGAAAGCGAGGACUAUGUUGUUAUGUACAAUUUAGGUAAGAAAUCCUACAAACAGAAUAACUGGGAAGAAACAGUAGCUAGCAUGGAAGAAGUUAUAAAAGACUAUUUGGCUUUUGAAAGCAAUUGUCGUGUAGAAUGUGAGCGGCAACCGGGACAAGAAUGGUCCUCAGAAUUUGUAAUAACAAUGUCAAACAAUAUGGCGUCUCUUUUACACUGCCACCAACAAUGCCAAGAUAAACUGAAGUUCCUUAAAUAUAACUCUGGAGUAGAGUUUAUUGCAGAUGUACUUAAUUAUAUACAAGUAGCAUAUUUCCACCUUGAAAAAUUCAAUGAAGCUGCAGAGGCUGUUGCAAGUUAUUUGGUUCUGAUGCCUGAGGAUGAGGAUAUGUUGGAAAAUGUCAAAUUUUAUAGAAAACGUGUCGAUGAAAAAGCUUUUGUUCCCCGAGCUGAAAUAGUGUACUAUUUGAAACGUGAUACAUAUGAGAAGAAUCUUCUUUUAUUUUUUCAUCAAGGAAAGAAGCAGGAUAUUGACUUUGACGCUAUUCUCAAAACUUAUAAUUUUUUAAAAUAA
Messenger RNA from Spodoptera littoralis (African cotton leafworm), 1131 nucleotides. The record is from the annotation of a GenBank genome assembly. Lineage: Eukaryota; Metazoa; Arthropoda; Insecta; Lepidoptera; Noctuidae.